GUCAUAAUAAAGUGUUUGCUUUUCGAGACUAUGGUAUAUGGGGCAAUGGAUACAGCGGGGAUCACAAUAUAGGGUAAACUCAGCGCACACAAGAACGUAUGAACGUUUAUUCCAUCCCUUCUUACUACCCUGACUGACUUACUGGCACCCCCCAUACCCACAAGCGUAAAGUAUGUCGGCCGCAAAACGUACAAGCGUAGCCGCAGGGCUUCCUGCCGAUUUCCCCACCUCACAAACACGAAGAAAAACUAUCCACGACGACAGUGAUGAUACCUUUUUCGAAGCGGAUGAAGUCACUCAACGCGAAACCCAGUACUUAACCUUGGACGCCCUACCCCCAGACACAACCAGUUUAUUACGGAUUGAAUCAUUAGACGAUGAUCCCCUGCGUCAAUUCGCACACUUCUACGACGUGCGUGCACAGACCAAGAAAGGCCUAGCUUUCAUGACACUCAGCACUGUGGGAGAAAACGGGAGACCGACCGCGAGGACAGUAGUCCUGCAGGGUUUUGACAGCGAAGGGUUUCUGUUCUACACGUGUCAGAAAAGUCUGAAGGGGCAGAACAUUGCACAGAAUCCGUUUGCCGCGCUUGUAUUCUGGUGGCCCAGUAUGUACUUACAAACUCGGGUGGAAGGAUAUGUAAAGAUCGCCACAAAGCCGGAAUCAAAGUUCUGUUGUGAGAAGUAUCCUCCGAAUAUGUGUGUCAUGGCCAAGGCUUUCAGGCAGGGGACGAUAUUGACUGACAGAGCGUUGUUCGUAGACCGAGUGCAAAAGACCUGGUUGGAACACCCCGACCACGACAUCCCAGCAGAGAACUGGACAGCUUACAAAGUGAUCCCCGAUAAAAUUGAAUUCUGGAAUGGGGCCACGGUGGAAGAAAUUUCUUGUCGCAGCGCCAUAACUCAAGCUUGCUGCAGAUAUUAA
Sphaeroforma arctica JP610 is the source of this 925-nucleotide messenger RNA. RefSeq lists its product as hypothetical. The record is from RefSeq and is a predicted model, not a curated record. Gene Ontology annotation, biological process: pyridoxine biosynthetic process. The transcript is spliced from 3 exons. Gene Ontology annotation, molecular function: FMN binding; pyridoxamine phosphate oxidase activity. Bases 173 to 925 code for a protein of 250 amino acids. NCBI's taxonomy places the organism in Eukaryota, Ichthyosporea, Ichthyophonida.